Messenger RNA from Polyodon spathula (Mississippi paddlefish), 5495 nucleotides. RefSeq names its product ephrin type-B receptor 3-like. NCBI's taxonomy places the organism in Eukaryota, Metazoa, Chordata, Actinopteri, Acipenseriformes, Polyodontidae. Gene Ontology annotation, cellular component: neuron projection; plasma membrane. Gene Ontology annotation, biological process: cell surface receptor protein tyrosine kinase signaling pathway; protein phosphorylation; axon guidance. The transcript is spliced from 16 exons. The record is from RefSeq and is a predicted model, not a curated record. Bases 589 to 3528 code for a protein of 979 amino acids. Gene Ontology annotation, molecular function: ATP binding; transmembrane-ephrin receptor activity; protein binding.
GCCUCAUUCCAGUACAUGCAUCAAGUGAGAGAGCAGCAGCAACAACAAGCAGCGAGCACGAACGCUCAUGGAAUCACAGUAUUAGUAUAGAUAUUACCUGCAGAUGCACUACAUAGCUGUUACUAUACUACUACUAGCACUACUACUACAGCGGGACUAACGGAGCUAUCUUUUAACUGCACGCAUAGGCUUCACUACUGGACUUAUGUCCCAAAGCCAAGGAACCUAAACAGAUCUCUACUACGCGAUACAGCCUCCCUAAAACCAGUUACAACACAGGGAGCGGGUACUCCCCGGAUAAACUACACUACCCGCUGCUGAACAGUGCGAUGCGUGGAUAGCGCUCCGAACUAUUACUGAAUAUUCCUAAACGCGGAUUUGCAGGGGCUCUCGACUGUACAGCGCUCGAACCCGUAGUCAUACACGGGGGUCUUGGUUGGUGUUUUGGAAAGACGUUGUUUUAAAGCCGGGGUCCCGGUAUUGCUGUAGCACACUUGUCGGUGAACGCAGCGGCCACCAUCAGCACUACUUUUCAGGAUUUACUGGCACCCUAUUUUUGCUUCUUUUUAUGUUCCUGUCCUGCGGUUUAUGACAAUGGAUUAUUUGGUCAUUUUGUGCAGCAUUCUGCUGCCCAUGGCUUUAGCUGUUGAAGAAACGUUAAUGGACACGAAAUGGGCCAUAUCAGAGCUAGCCUGGACGUCCCAUCCAGAGUCUGGGUGGGAGGAGGUGAGCGGCUACGAUGAGGCCAUGAACCCCAUUCGCACCUACCAGGUGUGCAACGUGCGUGAGCUCAACCAGAACAACUGGCUACGGACUGGCUUCAUCCACCGCAAGGACAUGCAGAGAGUGUACGUGGAGAUGAAGUUUACUGUGCGAGACUGCAACAGCAUACCCAACAUCCCAGGCUCCUGCAAAGAGACCUUCAACCUCUUCUACUACGAGUCUGACUUGGACUCAGCCACAGCUAGCAGCCCCUUCUGGAUGGAGAACCCUUACGUCAAGGUGGACACCAUCGCCCCGGAUGAGAGCUUCUCCAAGCUGGAGUCAGGCCGAGUCAACACCAAAGUGCGCAGCUUCGGUCCUCUGUCCAAGAGUGGCUUCUACCUGGCUUUCCAGGACCUGGGGGCCUGCAUGUCUCUCAUCUCCGUGAGAGUUUUCUACAAGAAAUGCUCUAGCAGCAUCGCCAACUUCGCCCAGUUCCCCGAAACGGUGACAGGCGCGGAGGCCACUUCUCUCGUCAUUGCCCCGGGGUCCUGCAUCCCUAAUGCCCUGGAGGUGUCCGUCCCUCUCAAGCUGUACUGCAACGGAGAUGGAGAGUGGAUGGUUCCUGUGGGAGCCUGUACCUGCGCUGCCGGAUUUGAACCCGCGAUGAAGGACACCGAGUGCCUAGCCUGCAGCCCUGGCACCUUCAAGUCUCGUCAGGGAGAUGGUCUCUGCUCGCCCUGCCCCCCCAACAGCCGUACUAGCUCGGGCUCUGCCACGGUCUGCUCCUGCCGAAACGGCUACUUCCGUGCCGACAGCGACUCGCCUGAGAUGGCUUGCAGCACUGUGCCCUCCUCCCCUCGCAGUGUCAUCUCCAAUGUGAACGAGACCUCCCUGGUUCUAGAGUGGAGUGAGCCGCGGGACUCUGGCGGCCGUGAUGACAUCCUGUACAACGUCAUCUGCAAGAAGUGCAGCGUGGAGCGGGGCCUGUGCACGCGGUGUGACGACAACGUGGCGAUCUCGCCGCGGCACCUCGGCCUCACGGAGAAGCGGGUCUAUGUCACCAAUCUCCAGGCACACACGCAGUACAGCUUCGAGAUCCAGGCCGUUAAUGGAGUGUCCAGCAAGAGCCCCUACGCCCCGCAGUUCUCAGCCGUCAACAUUACCACCAACCAGGCCGCUCCCUCUGCAGUUCCCAUUGUUCACCUGAUGGGGGCCACGGCGAGCACCAUGAGCCUGUCCUGGCUUCCCCCCAACAAACCCAAUGGGAUCAUCUUGGACUACGAGAUCAAGUACCACGAGAAGGGUCACGGUGAAGCGAUUGCCCACACGGUGACCAGCCAGAGCAGUGCGACCCGGAUCGAGGGGCUCAAGCCUGGCACGCCCUACGUGGUCCAGGUCCGAGCCCGUACGGUGGCUGGAUAUGGCCGAUACAGCAGCUCUUCCGACUUCAGCACCAACCUGCAGAGUGACCCAGAGAAGAAUAUUCAAGAGCAGCUGCCCCUUAUCGUGGGCUCAGCGACGGCCGGGCUGGUCUUCAUCAUCGCUGUGGUGGUCAUCGUCAUUGUCUGCCUCAGGAAACAGAGGAAUGGUUCAGAGUCUGAAUACACAGAGAAGCUACAGCAGUAUAUUACCCCUGGAAUGAAGGUCUAUAUCGAUCCCUUCACCUACGAGGACCCCAACGAAGCGAUCCGAGAAUUCGCCAAAGAAAUCGACAUUUCCUGUGUGAAAAUCGAGGAAGUUAUUGGAGCAGGUGAGUUCGGGGAGGUGUGCCGCGGGCGUCUCAAGCUGCCAGGCCGCCGGGAGAUCAUCGUGGCCAUCAAGACUCUGAAGGUGGGCUACACGGAGCGGCAGAGGAGGGACUUCCUGAGCGAGGCCAGCAUCAUGGGCCAGUUCGACCACCCCAACAUCAUCCACCUAGAGGGAGUGGUCACCAAGAGCCGGCCAGUCAUGAUCGUCACAGAGUUCAUGGAGAAUGGGGCGCUUGACUCUUUCCUUAGGUUGAAUGAUGGUCAGUUCACGGUAAUACAGCUAGUCGGCAUGCUGCGUGGCAUCGCUGCCGGCAUGAAGUACCUCUCAGAUGCAAACUACGUGCACCGGGACCUGGCGGCCCGUAACAUCCUGGUCAACAGCAACCUGGUGUGCAAGGUGUCCGACUUCGGGCUGUCCCGCUUCCUGGAGGACGAUCCCACAGACCCGACCUACACCAGCUCGCUGGGAGGUAAGAUCCCGAUCCGGUGGACGGCGCCCGAAGCGAUUGCAUACCGGAAGUUCACCUCGGCCAGCGACGUGUGGAGCUACGGGAUUGUCAUGUGGGAAGUGAUGUCAUACGGAGAGAGGCCCUACUGGGAUAUGUCCAACCAGGAUGUGAUCAAUGCAGUGGAGCAGGAUUACCGGCUCCCCCCGCCAAUGGACUGUCCCACGGCUCUGCACCAACUCAUGUUGGACUGCUGGGUGAAGGACCGGAACCUGCGGCCCAAAUUUGCACAGAUCGUCAACACGCUGGACAAGCUGAUCCGCAACGCUGCCAGCCUCAAGGUCAUCUCCAGCGUCCACUCAGGGGUGUCCCAGCCCCUGCUUGACCGCUGUGUACCCGACUACAGCACCUUCACCACUGUGGGGGACUGGCUGGAUGCAAUCAAGAUGAGUCGCUACAAAGAGAACUUCCUGAACGCUGGUUUCGCCUCCUUUGACCUGGUCGCCCAGAUGACAGCAGAAGAUUUGUUGCGGAUAGGGGUAACGCUAGCAGGGCAUCAGAAGAAAAUCCUCAGCAGCAUUCAGGACAUGCGCCUGCAGAUGAACCAAACAUUGCCCGUCCAGGUUUGAGAGAAGAGCACCCCCAACACGGAACUUUCUUGGAGAAAGAGAGACAGGACAAAUCAAACCCCAGCUGCCCAGCGUACUCUAUCAAUCGAACCCUGGCUUGCAGUGCCUCAGACACUUUUCCUCUGUUACUAUGUCACUGUAUUUUCAAUUCAUGUGUGUACCAUGGAACACGCUCAUGCGUGCGUUUGUGUGUUUGCCGGACAGCGGAUGCUUAAAAAAAAAAAAAAACUCCUAGAGAAAGAAAGAAAGACUUGGUUUGAGAGGAAACUUUGGACUUUGAAAAGCUAGCAAGGGUUUAUUGAUCUUACAUCUUUUAAUGAUUUUGUUGCAUUUUGGUUUUAAAGUCUUCAUAUUGAAGAUGAUGUAUGGAAACACCAGAACCCUUAGAUGUUUGUUGGAUUUUGUGUUUGAACUUCCAUGAGUGGAUGGACAGAAUCUCUCAUAGAACUUUUAUGGAAUUCUUAAGGAAUGGCGGAAUGACAGAUAGGAAUAUUAUGGAAAGAAGAAGAAGAAGAAGAAGAAGAAGAAGAAGAAGAAGAAGAAGAAGAAGAAGAAGAAGAAGAAGAAGAAGGCCAAGCUUGGGUUCAGUGUUUUUGAAACACGUUAACUAUUACACUUUUUUGUUUAGUCCUCUCUUUAAUCUUUUAAGGAUUAUCAUGGACCUUAACACUGCUCCACACUAAAGGCACUGAAGCUCGCUGGGUUAGCUGUGUGAGUUUGCAGCAUGGUGUGAUUCGUGAUACAGGAGCCGGGGUUUUGGAUUGGUGCGCCUCUCUUGGGGUGUAUGAAUGAGUUUGGGUUAGGGUUAGAGUUUGGGAGUGUUUGGAUUCUUUCACGUGCACAACCCCCUCUCCAGCCAUCAGCAGAAACUAAAAAACUAACGGAAACGACAAAUCUGCGUGCAUGUUGAAAAGUGCUUCAAAGUGUCUCCUUAAUCCAAAAUCCAAGUGCAAAUACAAAAAUAUUUAGGUAGAAAAAGUGGAUGUGAUUUUGAAGAAGGAGGAAGCAGAGGACUUCGUUUUCAGUGGAUAUCCAUGGAUUUCCUUUUUUUUUCACUGAAGGACAAAAUGCCAUUUGAACUGUGGAUUUAAAAUAAAUAAUGCAAACCGAUUUUGUAAACAGACUGUUUUUUUAAAAUUACCUACAGAAAUUAAACAAACAAAACAAGUCACAGCAACAACAACAAAAAAACAAGAACUGGUAUUUUUUAACUCAUGUGAACGGACUAAAAUGAAACUGGGGGCUGGGGGUGUUUAAUGUGUUGUUUUAUGGAUGAGGUGGGUUGGGGUGUGCUGCAGGAGAAGAAAAGGCUAUAUAAGCCACGGAUGAUGUACUUAACAAAGUGUAAAGCAAAGCAAGCGUGGCCUGUUGUAUACUAACCUUCACUGGAGCCUGUCUAGCCAAUCCAGAAGUGCUUGGGGUCCCGAUCACUCAGUGUUGGGUUCUCAGAUCAAUUGCGAUUUCAGGUCAUUAAGAUUGAUGAGUGCAUUUCAAAGAUGUUUCUCUAUAUACUGUUCAGAAUGGGAUGCUCUGUUCCCAUGAGAUAAACAGCAGGUGCAUUGAGGCCCAGCCUGACAUGAAGAAGCUGGAAGCUGCUUGUGCAGCCCCUAGCUGUUCUUCAGCAAAGGAUGCAAUGAAAGAAAGCUUGCCCCCGUCCAAAGUACCUUUGAAAGAGUAAAAAAGAUAUCCAGUUUACAGGAUUCCAGCUUGGGAGCACCCCCCCACCACACACACACACACACACACACACAAGCCACAUCAAAAAAACACAAGAACCCAGGAUAGUAAGAUUCUAAAAUGAUUGCCAAAAGAUUUUGUAAUGCUAUAAGAUUAUUUUGUUCCAUUCUCGGUGCAAAAGCAAGCAAUAGCAAUACAUCGAGGGUUGCUCAGCCGAGGGGUCAAGUGUGUAGAGUUCUGAUGGGGCUAUUAUUACUGUUGUUACUGAUGAUGAUGAUGAUGAUGAUGAU